AUGGAGUUUUGCAAAGAUUCAAGAGAUUCUUUAAAAGCUUUUUACAAGUUACAUACUCAUAACCAAAGUAAAAUCGACAAUAUUUAUGACAGUAUUAAAACACAAAUAGAUUCGCCAGAAAAACUCAUUGAACAAAUAAUUCUAGCAUCAAAAUACAACCUUCGCUACUUGAAAUCCUACUGGGCAAUCUUUAAAAAACUAUUUGAAGAAUUUCAUCCUAAACGUGUGCAUAACAUUUCUCCAAUUUUCGAUUACAUGGUAUUCGAGGAAUACGGUUUUGUUUUCCAGGAGAAAAGCAAAAAUUCAUUUGAACAAUUUGAUGCUAAAAAUUAUACUUUGGAUGUUCACGAAAAAUACUCUAUUUACAAAGCAAUCAUGAGAGAUGAUCUUUCACUGUUUGUUUCAUUAACAAGCAGAGAUGAUUUCGAUGAAGAUAUGAAAUUACGACACGAUUUCUAUCCGAAGAAAAAUCACGAAUACGGAUUACUUGAACUCUGUUGUUAUUAUGGCGCUGUUCAAUGUUUCAAGUUUAUGAUUUCGAAAUUUGAGCCUGAUAUCACUCCAGAAUGUCUUCAAUUCUCGUUUUUGAGUGGAAAACCAGACAUAAUGAAUGAAUGCAUCAAAGUUCAGAAACCAGACAAAAAAUGCAUGAAAUACGCAAUUAUUUCACACAACAUUGAUUUCGUAACAUUCUUGAUGAGAGAGCACAAGAUCAAUAUCGAUCUUAAUCAUUGCUGCAAAUUCAAUUGCAUUGAAGCAUUUUGUGCAUACUUGGUUCAUAGAAAGGAUUAUAUCACAUGUUUUAUUAACUCACCAAAACUUUUUUCAGUACCUUUGCUAAAAUAUUUAAUAAGACAUGUCGAUAAUAUUGAUAUCAAACCAGCAAGAAAUAAAACUGCUCUUCACAACGCAAUUAUGAAUGAUUUUCGAAGUGGAGUAAAACUUCUUGUUUCCAAAGGAGCAUCAAUUAAUGAAGUUAAUGAAGAUGGUAACAAUUAUCUUCAUGUUGCAUCAAUGUUGGGUUUCAAUGAGUUAGUCAAAAUGUUUAUCUCUUAUGGAAUUGAUGUCGAUUCAAAGGGAAAGAAAGGAUGUACUUCUCUCCAUUUUACAGCACUUAAUAAUUUGCCAGAUACUGCUCAGAUCCUUCUUCAACAUGGGGCAGAUAUCGAUAUAGGCGACGUCGAAGGAAAAACACCAAUUCAUUAUAGUGUACGCCAAAGUAACAAAGAAAUUUGUAAGUUUCUUCUUCAGCAUAAUGCUGAUGUUAACAGAAAAGAUAUCGAAGGUAAAACCGCUCUUCACAUUUCAGCAAAAAAUGCGGAUACAAAAUUUACAAAUCUUCUUUUAGCUCAUGGAGCAAAUAUCAAUAAGCGCGAUAAAAAUGGAGAAACACCACUUUUUAUAGCAAUUCAACCAUAUCAUGAUUGGUAUUUUUUACCUGCUGGCAGUGAUGAUGAUGAUUUCCAACCUAAUUUUCGAAACCAAUCAAAAUCUUUAAGCCAAUCAAAACCUCUAGGCCAAUCAAAAUCGGUAAACAAAAUAAAAUCCAAAAAAUUUGUUGAAUUUCUCAUUUCACGUGGUGCAGAUUGUAAUGUUAAAAACAAGAGUGGAUAUGCGCCUAUACAUGAUUCUACAUACAACAAUAUACCUGAAGUAAUUGAACUAUUGGUUUCUCAUGGUGUUGAUAUUAAUUGUACUAAUGAUGAAGGUAAUACCUCUGCACAUAUUGCAUCUGCUUGUUGUUGCAUGAAAUCACUAGAAGUUCUAAUCAAACAUGGAGCCAAUGUGAAUAUUAAAAACGCAAAGGGAAUAACUGCACUUCAUUACGCCUCGGUGGAAAUUUUUUUGGAAAUGGUUCAACUUCUUAUAGCGCACGGCGCUGAUAUAAAUGCGAAUAACCAAAAUAAAAUCACUCCUUUGGCAUGUGCCAUUUCAAGCAAAUGUGAGGAAACUGCAAAAUAUCUCCGAUCUCUUGGGGCCACUACUUAG
Molecule: messenger RNA, 1989 nt
Organism: Trichomonas vaginalis G3
Lineage: Eukaryota; Parabasalia; Trichomonadida; Trichomonadidae
Product: ankyrin repeat and SOCS box-containing protein 4 family
Exons: 1
Coding region: 1-1989 (662 amino acids)
Molecular function (GO): protein binding
Source: RefSeq, a predicted model, not a curated record